AUGAUGGACAAGCGCGAUGUGAGCCGCAGUAUCGUCUGUAUCUGCACCACGCUGGAGUGUCAGCAGGCGGGCGUGAGCACCUGUACCACCACCGGCAUGUGCUACACCCAACAGCUAAGGCGGCUCGACGGCGCCGACCCCAUGACCAGAGGCUGUGUCAGGGGCGAGACGCCUCUAAUGUGUGACCACCUGCUGCCGACCCACGGGGAGGACUACCGGGCCAGCUCCAUCUGCUGCGGUACCCCGCUCUGUAACAAACAGGUGUCGCUGGCGUCUGGCCGCGGCCGUGGCCCCGGAGGGACCAGGAGACACGAGCAGCACGAGCAGCGGCGGACCAGCGGCGCCAAACACGAUGUUUCGGUGAACCGGACGCUAGAGGCGCUGCUGGCGCUGGGAGGUCGUCAGGGGGCGGCCGGCUGGAGGCCCGGUCCACUGGUCAUCUCGGUACUGGCCGUCGGACUGGCCAUGGUGGUCGGCAUUAGCGCGGCGGGGAUCUACAUCCUACAAUCAAAUAGGUUCGUAGCGGAAGUCCCAUUCUCAGCGUGUCCUCGCGACCACGUCACGUCCUGAGCGUCACCACGUCACGUUUUGAGACGUCACUGCGUGCGUUUACGUCCUGGGCAUCCCUGCGUCACGUCUUCAAACAACACCCGGUGUGGCAAGUCAUUCCGCGAACGCUGCAUCAUAUGUGGCAUUGCAUUUGAUCGAUUGAAUCCCACCUGUGCUAUUCUCAGUGUUAUUAGAGAAUGGUAACAAAACCUUGCCAGCAUAGUGUAGCCCGUGACAGUUCUGACUGGACAGGCGGCCACGCCCUGGUCGCUGCGUGCAGUCCGGUCACCCUCAGAAAAAGUGGCACUCUCCUAGUGAACUGCACUCAGACUCUGACAUUGCUGUGUCGCAACGACUGCGUAUCGUGAGCACACCCAAUCCAUUAACGUUAUAAUGGAGGAAUUGGGUACGACAAGCCGAUCGGAGGCGGUGGGAGAUCUCAGUCGCUGCAAACAUGCACGCUAUAGCUGCAACAGGUAACGGCUGUCUAAGAAUAAUGUCACUCGGCAAUGUGCAUUGUGGAUGCCGUCGGCUUUAUUCCGGCAAUCAAUCAUCCGAAUUGGCGGACUAUGACGGCGAAAUGUCGUAUUCCAUUAGAGUCGCUGGCGGCGGCUGUGGGCUGAGCGGCCUGUGUGAAGCUCCGGUGGGGACACGCCGUCGAGCCGCCCCGACAUUCGGAGAGCGCCAGAGUACAGCGGUUCUCGUUUACCGCCUGUCGCCGAAUAUGGGCCUACAGAGCGGCGGCUGGUCGGAGCGGCGUUCCACGCAGUCUGGGCCGCUCUGUUCCGAGUAGUACCGACGGGACUGAGCUGUCUGUUCGAAGCCGAGCUAUCCCGAGCCGAGCGUUCCGCAGCUGAUCUUUCAGGACCUGUGUUGUCCGGACUCCGGAGCUCAGCCAUCCGGAUCUGCGUUGUCCGCUGUUUCUGGAAUUGUGUUGUCCGCUGUCCGGAGUUGUCAUGCUCGUAAUUGUCGUUGUCCGGAGCUGAGCUAUCCGGAUCCGUACUAACUAUGUUAGAGCUGGAUUGUAGCCUUUCCAGUGUCCAUCGUAUCCGGAGUUGUGCCGUCUAUUGUCUGGUGUCCGACACCGAAAUAUCCUAUUCCCAGAGCUGUGUCCUCUGUUCGUAAUGUUCCUGACUCGUAUCUGACCCUGGGCUGUCCGUGACUGGCACUAUGUCGUGUGCGUUGUUGCUCGCGCCCGAGCCGUGCCAGCCUGCAUCAGCGGUGGCCGUCGAUGGCUGGUGCGCACGUUUUACACGGCACGCCACCCGCUACCGUGCUAUCUCGAUUAUAAACCCGGCAAUAUGCGGAGUUCGGGCUGCCUUGCAGCGGAGAAGUGAUUUGCAAUGGUAGUUAUCGUGUGCACCCAGCCGUUUUAUUUGUAGAUAGAUAUUGUCUUAUACUAAAAGCUUGGGUCCGUCGUGCAUGAGCCGUAUGACAUGAUGUUUGUUUCCAUGCGUGAUGUAACAUCGUGUGAACUUGUCAUUUAUUUCAUUCGGUCAUGCUAUUAGCCAGCAUCAUGUAUGUUAUGUAGAUACGUCUAUCGUCUCUAUAUGGUUCGUAUAUUUUUCGGAUCCUAACAGUGAUCCUAAUUCCAAUACCGGCGGCCGGCCUGUCAUGUUUUAUGUAAAACUCCCCCACUCUAAAUGUCUCGAGAUCCUUGCCCUUCUGUUCCUGAGCUGUGCCGGUGCAUGCCUGCCGUCGGAGUCGGUUCCAUCGUUCCUGCCGCCGCGGAGUCGGUGCUGGUGUGCCUGUGUCCGUGGUCGGUGCCGGCGCCCGUUGACGUGCUGUUUAUCAGCAGCGCGGCACGGCACGGCUCGUCGAGUCCGUGCCGGCCCGGCGUGCCGUCCGUGCCGUGCCGACGGAGCGGCCGUCUGGUGCCCCUGUGAACGCCGACCCACCCUCCCGGUGUAUAUCUGUAUCGCGUGUCGGCGUGCCGGGUGAGGACGCCGCUGAAGACACGGUCAACUCUAGUCAUUAACAUGUUUACAGGCCCGACAACCGUGAGGCGCGACUUUGCUUUUGGCUGGAUGGGAAAGUGCGGGUUAACAGCGGAAGACGGGAUUGGAGACAUGGCAGCGGCACGACCUGACGAGACUGAGAGUAGCGAAAUACACGGGAGAACAAACGAACGUCAAGUUCCA
Messenger RNA from Amphibalanus amphitrite, 2690 nucleotides. RefSeq lists its product as uncharacterized. NCBI's taxonomy places the organism in Eukaryota, Metazoa, Arthropoda, Thecostraca, Balanomorpha, Balanidae. Gene Ontology annotation, molecular function: transmembrane receptor protein serine/threonine kinase activity. The coding region runs from base 1 to 570 and encodes 189 amino acids. The transcript is spliced from 5 exons. The record is from RefSeq and is a predicted model, not a curated record. Gene Ontology annotation, cellular component: membrane.